AUGGAUUUGUCUUUAUUCUCGGAUAUCAAAUCAUCAAUUAAUAAGGAAGCUAAAUCUCAAUCUUCUUCCAAAAACAAUAAGCCUUCGAAAAAGGAUACAAGCAAUCCAUCAAAAAAAAGGAAAGAAGGAAAAGAGGGAAAAGAGCAAUCUCCCUCUGAUAAUAAAGAGAACAAGAAGGAUCAGAAAAAUGGUGAGAAGCAACAAACCAAGAAAGCCAAGAAGGAAAAUGAAACUUUGCUCAAGGACAUAAUGGAUUUAGGAGGUUCCAAGGAAGAUUUGGAAUUAAUUAAAGACGUUGGAAGUGAUGAAGAGAUUGAUCCUAAACAGGAUAAGAAUAAGAAAUCCUCCAAGGCAGACAAUGAUUCUGAUUCUAAUCUUUUGCAGGAUUUAUCCAAAUUUGCCGGCCAGCUAGGAUUUGCUCAAAAUAGGUUUGAUGAGCGCGCUUACGAUUCAGAAUCCGAUGAAGACAGUAGUGAAGAUGAAGAAGCUUCUUUGUCUGCCGACUCAGAUUCAAUAGUAGGCGAGCACGAAGAUGAUGCUUCUGACCAGCAAAGCGAUGAUAAGCAACACGAGAAGAAAUAA
Molecule: messenger RNA, 582 nt
Organism: Schizosaccharomyces osmophilus
Lineage: Eukaryota; Fungi; Ascomycota; Schizosaccharomycetes; Schizosaccharomycetales; Schizosaccharomycetaceae
Exons: 2
Coding region: 1-582 (193 amino acids)
Source: RefSeq, a predicted model, not a curated record